Molecule: messenger RNA, 846 nt
Organism: Naumovozyma castellii
Lineage: Eukaryota; Fungi; Ascomycota; Saccharomycetes; Saccharomycetales; Saccharomycetaceae
Gene: MED4
Product: Med4p
Exons: 1
Coding region: 1-846 (281 amino acids)
Source: RefSeq, a predicted model, not a curated record
AUGUCUAGCCAGGAAAACACUCUAUUAGGAAGUACUACAUCAAUGGGCCACAUACGAUCGUCGUCAGUGUCCCUACUAGCAGAAGUAAAUCCAAAUUCCAUUUCUAACGAUGAAGACGAUAUAAGUAAAGUGCAAAUAUAUUCAGACCUCUGUUCAUAUGAACAGAAACUAGCGAACUUGGUUAAUUCAGUAGAUAAAUUUAAGCCUGAUAUGAAUGCUGCACGCGAACUUAUAGAGGUGGAUAGACACCUUUUUCAAACGUUAGAUUCAUUUGAAGAAUAUGAUAAGAUUGAUAACUCGUUAAAGAAAUUGAAUGCUGAAUCUAUAGAAUUGGAUGCAAGGACUAAGGAAAUAUUGGGUAUUUUAAAUGAAUGCCAUGACGAAUUGAAUGCGUUACCUAUGUUAAAACAGGUAGAAUUUGAAAUGGAGACGAUCUUGCAGCAACGAUCUAAAAUCAACUCUUCAGUUUUGUUAGACUACGCAACAAAACUGUCCAAAUUUACCAAGAUUCCUCCCACUUUUGAUAAGGGUUCUAUUGGCCCAAACAAUUUUAUAUGGCCCGCAGAAGAUGCUCUUAGAAGAGGUAUGUUAGCUUUGGCAUCUCUUCAUGCUGACGAAUUGACCAAGGCACCUGGUGCCCACGAAGGCGAAGAAGAACUAAUACCGAAAGGAUCAGAGCCCAUAGCGCAGGAGGAACCCGUUACUACUAGAAGAGAAUCUUUCACCUUUUCAGGAAAGACUGAUAAAAAGGAGAGCAAGAAGGAAAAGAAAUCUGUUGAAGAAGAGGAACCUGAAGAUGUUGAUUUGGAUCUUGAUUUGGAUUUAUUUAAUCCAGAGGAAUUCUGA